UUUGUUCCAGCGGCGUGAAGAGCGAGAAGUUUCAGAACAAACAAACAAACAAACAAACACAUACACACAGCGGAGUGUGUAGAGCAGUGUGUAUACCGUCAGCGCGGAGUGUGUGUACCGACAGCAGAUGGAGGUGUGUGCCGAGGCGAAGCGGGUGAUGGUCCAGGCCCUGAGUAAACUCUACAGCUCCCGGACCCAGCGCGGGGGGAUCCCGCUCCACCGGAGUCUCCUGCUCAGUCUGGUGAUGAGAGCCGCGCGAGACGCGUACCACUCCGCCCGGGACACGGACACGGACACGGGCGCGCAGACUGACACGAGCGCGCAGGAGCAGAGCCCGGCCCCCGCCGCACCCCACACACACACUCACACUCAGGAGCCGAUGGACACGGCGGAGGCGCCGGAGCUGCCGGAGCUGCCGGGCGGAGACAGGACGUUAGAGCGGGACGGAACCGCGGAUAAGGAGAACUGUAAGGGCAGCGCGCGCCGGGCCCAGUCACGGAAGCGGAGAGGGCGGAGCGCGGUGGAGCCUGACUUCCUGCCGUGUAAGAAGGCCAGACUGGACCCCGCCGAGCUCCGGAGGGUGCUGCAGGACUCCACCGCGCUCAGGAACACCGGGGGCUGCGGCCGGGACACCGACAACCUGUCCAACAACCUGUCCAACAACCUGUCCACCGCACACAUCCCCAGGACUAUAGUCACUUACUGAACACUGGCUGUGUGUGUGUGUCUGUGUGUGUGUGAGGGCCAGGACGCACAGUUCCCGGUGCGCGCGCGCUCUCCCGGUGGACCCUGAGUGUAAACUCCAGCUGUUAUUUCGGAUCUCUGGCUCAGACUGGACUCUCCGAGGUGACGUGUUGAUGACGUCACAAUGUGACAGGUGAUUCAUCGCGCGCGCAGAUUCUUUAGAGACUGACGGGGACAUGAGUCAGAGCCGAAACCAGGCGCGCGCGGUGUGUGUGUGUGUGAUGAGUCUGUUGAAUGAAGUGAAUGUUAAUAAGCUGAUGUAUUUAUUGUACACACUCUACUUUGUGUUCCUCACUGUAGUGUGUAGCUGCUACACCUGGCCAGGUCACGUGGUCACUACCUCACUUUUGUAUAAUAAAAUGUUUUUAUAUAAACGAA
Messenger RNA from Clarias gariepinus (North African catfish), 1122 nucleotides. RefSeq names its product immediate early response 2a (gene ier2a). Lineage: Eukaryota; Metazoa; Chordata; Actinopteri; Siluriformes; Clariidae. The transcript has a single exon. The coding region runs from base 128 to 706 and encodes 192 amino acids. The record is from RefSeq and is a predicted model, not a curated record.